Poecilia reticulata (guppy) is the source of this 5230-nucleotide messenger RNA. It is a transcript of the gene adcy9a, whose product is annotated as adenylate cyclase 9a. Lineage: Eukaryota; Metazoa; Chordata; Actinopteri; Cyprinodontiformes; Poeciliidae. Gene Ontology annotation, biological process: cyclic nucleotide biosynthetic process; intracellular signal transduction; adenylate cyclase-activating G protein-coupled receptor signaling pathway. Gene Ontology annotation, molecular function: adenylate cyclase activity. Gene Ontology annotation, cellular component: plasma membrane. The record is from RefSeq and is a predicted model, not a curated record.
CUCCCAUCUCCCAUCGCCUCCGCUCGUCAGCACUAGUCAACAUGGCCACUCUGCAACAUCACAGGCAGCUUCUUAUGCACGGCACCGAGGUGAGCUGCGACUCAGCCAGGGGUGAUGGCGCCAUCACGGUGCGGAUUGCCAAUAAUUCCACCCGGAUGCAGCAGCAACAGCCUCAUGAGCCACUUCGGGUUGCAAAGAGUGAAGGAGGAGUGGGAGGAGGGGGGGGUGCCAGUAAAGUGAAACCUGCCCUCCACAAGUACAGUAUCUCCUCCAGCUGCAGCUCAGCAGACUCCAGACCCGUCAUAACUUACACUUCCCAUGUGCAGAAGAAGGCCCCUCCGCUGUUUGAACGCUCCGCCGCCCAGUGCUGGGACCCCAAGUUUGACUCCUCCGUCCUGGAGGAUGCCUGCCAGGAAAGGUGCUUUCCACAGAAGCAGAGGCGCUUCCGCUAUGUCCUCUUCUACCUGGCAGUGGCUUCCCUACUCUGGGGGGUGUACUUUGGGGUGAACAGUGACCGCUGUCGUCCCGUGACCUUCCUCGCCCCCACUGCCUCCUUUCUGGCCUUGCUGGUGCUUCUGUUUUUAUUCACCUUCACCAAGCCGUACAUGUGGCUGUACAACCAGACCUCCCUGCUGCUAAUAGUCCUUACGUUUGCCAUCACUUUGGCUCCACAGAUGCAAACUGCUACCUAUGACUGGGCUGCCGAAGUGAACGCAUCGUACACCUCUCUGAACAAAGAGAUUCCACCUCAGAUGUCCUGCAUCUCCCCCGUUGGCACCUUUUCCCUCUGCAUCGAGGUCCUGCUAUUGGUAUACAGCGUCCUCCAUGUCCGUCUGUAUGCCUCAGUGAUGCUGAGCCUCCUGUAUUCUGUCUUAUUCGAGGCUUUAGGAUGGCUGCCCCUGCUUCAGAGGAAUUAUGAAGCUACUGGACAGGUGUCAAGUUUGCAAAACACGCUCCUCUGGCUUGGACCGGGCAAGGGUCUACUCCACCUGUGCGCGCACGUCAUUGGCAUUCAUCUUUUUAUCAUGUCCGAGGUGCGAUCCCGCAACACCUUUCUUAAAGUGGGCCAAGCCAUAAUGCACGGCAAAGACUUGGAGGUGGAGAAGGCCUUGAAGGAAAGGAUGAUCCACUCGGUCAUGCCGAGACGAGUUGCAGACGAGCUGAGGAAGCAGGGCGAUGAUGAGGGCGGCGGUGAGAAUUCGGGCAAGAGAUAUUCCUCCGGCGCCUGCUCUGCCUCGGCUGUGGCAGUGGGCAGCGGCGGGAGCGGAGGAGCUCUACAAAGCCAAAGUGUUAUAAGUUCUAAGAAUAACCCUCAUAGCAAUCACAGACGUAAAAAGACCUCAAUACCCCGAGGACAGAUAAUAUUCAGACCCUUUAACAUGACACGCAUGGAGCCUGUCAGCAUCCUCUUCGCCGACAUUGUGGGCUUCACAAAAAUGUCCGCCAACAAGAAGGCGCCGGCCCUGGUGGGUCUCCUCAACGACCUGUUUGGACGUUUUGACAGACUCUGCGAAUUGACCUGCUGCGAAAAGAUCAGCACGCUGGGAGACUGCUACUACUGCGUGGCAGGGUGCCCCGAUCCCAGACCAGACCACGCGUACUGCUGCGUCGAGAUGGGACUCGGCAUGAUCCAGGCCAUCGAGCAGUUCUGCCAGGAGACGUGCGAGACGGUCAACAUGCGGGUCGGCGUCCACACGGGCACCGUGCUGUGUGGGAUCCUGGGAAUGAAGAGGUUCAAGUUUGACGUGUGGUCGAACGACGUCAAUCUGGCGAACUUGAUGGAGCAGCUGGGCAUGGCGGGGAAGGUUCAUCUGUCCGAAGCUACUGCCCAGUUCCUGGACGACCGCUACCAGAGGGAGGACGGGCAGGUGGCCGAGAGAGCAGGGCAGAGUGCAAUCGAGAAACUGAAAGGAAUGAAAACGUACCUGAUCUCAGGAAGGAAGCCAGACCAUGAUGUGCAGUGUGGCUGCUCUCAGGUGGGGCUGCCUGGUGGGGAGUUUGCAGGGGUCAACGUGCCCUCCUGCCCUCAGCCUCGUACCCCGGACCUCAUCCACGGAGCAGCACAGGCUGCCGAGUCCCUUCUGCCUCACAAACCAUCGGACAGAACUGUGCCUCCCUGUGUUUUCCAUGGCACCGUGCACUCGUCCAUGGCAGAGCAGGGCGAUGAUGUGGCUGUUGUGAACGGCUGCCAGGAGGAAAACAAGGCCAGCGGCGCCAAGUUCCUGCCAGGCCACAGCCCGAAAGCGGUCAACGGUCUCUUGAGCCCCCCGCUGGAGGACGCCGUGCGUGCCAGCCAGAGCUCCCUGUGCGACAUCCUCCAGGAGAAAGAGAAGAAGACCAGCACCAGCACGGGGACCGGCACAAGCCUCGGCAUGGCGGUGGCGGCGGCAGGCACAGGCAUGGACCACUCUGCCCUCAUCCAGCUGCGUGCUAAGAACUUCAAACGGAAAAGCGACGCCCACUUCGUGGACGUUAUCGGGGAGGAACGUCUGAUGGAGGACUACUUUUUCAAGCCGCCCAUCAACAAGAUCAGUUUGGACUUUCUGGAAAGGUCCCUGGAGAAGGCGUAUCGCAGCAGCUACAAAGAAGAGGUGAAGAACCAGGUUCCGGUGCAGACGUUCGCCAGCCCCACCUUCAGCUCCAUCCUGGACGUUCUCCUCAGCUGCUUCGUCUUCCUGGCCUUGACCGUGGCCUGCUUCCUUCCGUCUCUGGUGGACCCGGCCACGGCGGGCCCCCCGGCGCUCGCUGCCCUGAUCCUGGCUCCUCUGGCCGGGUUGUUGGAGCUGGCCUCGCUGGUGUUCUCCGUACGCAUGACCUUCCACCUGGAGGAGCUGAGGAGAUGUACUCGCUCCCUGGCCUUGCUGGUGUCCGGCUGGGUCUCUCGUCAUCUGAUCGGCGCAGUGUUGGUCUCCCUUCCCGCCGUCUCCGUCUUGUCCCACGUCAGCGCCCGCCUUCCCCUCCAGGUGACCAUGUUCCUGUGCUGUGCCGCCAUCUUGGCCAUAAUCCAGUACUGUAACUUCUGUCAGCUGAGUUUUUGGAUGAGGUCCGUCUUCGCCACCAUCACCGGACUCGCUCUGCUGCUGAUGCUGUACAGUCCUGUUCACAGCUCAAGUAAUAACGCCGUGCCGGUUCAUGGGCUGAACGCCUCCGCCUCCAGCGAUGGUGCGUCCGAGUUGAGCCCAGACACGUCGAGGCUCUCUGACUUCCUGGUCACGGAGGCCAUCCUGGCCUUCUUCCUGCUUCUCCUUCUGGUCUGGUUCCUCAAUCGUGAGUCCGAAGUUAGCUACCGCCUUCAUUACCACGGCACCGUGGAGGCUGACAAGCACCGCUCCAAAAUCCAGACGAUGCGAGACCAGGCUGAGUGGCUGCUCGGCAACAUCAUCCCCAUCCAUGUGGCCGACCAGCUCAAGGAGACCCAGAGCUACUCUAAGAACCACGACAGCGUGGGGGUGAUCUUCGCCAGCAUCGCCAACUUCAGCGAGUUCUACGAAGAGAGCUACGAGGGCGGGAAGGAGUGCUACCGCGUCCUGAACGAGCUGAUCGGAGACUUCGACGAGCUCCUCCGCAAGCCCGAGUUCAGGAGCGUGGAGAAAAUCAAGACCAUCGGCUCCACCUACAUGGCGGCGUCGGGGCUCAACGUCCAGCAGAUGGGGGACGACGAAGACGAGUCGCCCCACGCGCACCUGAGGGCGCUUUUCGACUUCGCCCUGGAGAUGAUGGGCGUCCUGGACGACUUCAACAAGAACAUGCUGGGCUUCGGUUUCAAGCUGCGCAUCGGGUUCAACCACGGGCCCCUGACGGCGGGAGUGAUCGGCACGACCAAGCUGCUCUACGACAUCUGGGGGGACACGGUCAACAUCGCCAGCCGGAUGGACUCGACCGGCGUGGAGUGUCGGGUGCAGGUGAGCGAGGAGAGCCACGCCGUCCUCAGCGCCAUGGGCUUGGAGUUCGACUACAGGGGGACGGUCAAUGUCAAGGGCAAAGGCCAAAUGAGGACUUUUCUCUACCCGAAAAGCGGGGAGAGCUUUUGCCAGGACCAAACGGAGCCAGCAGCCGGAGUUGGACCGACAAUAUUAACUUCCAGUAAGCCUUCCUCCUCUCUUCCCAAUCAGUCCCCUCCACCCCAAAGCACUGUAAGGGCUGCAGGAGCAAAAUCCGAGCCUGACCCGGCGACAAGCGUAGAAGAGAGGGAUGAAGGAUACAGGAACUUAGCACACAUCCCUGAGGAGUCCCCCGACAGACACUUCAGCAGCCUUGCAUGCUCCAAGCCAGGCCCAGCUGCGCAGACGGAUCCCGCUCCUCUCACGUUUCAGGAGGAGGAAGAAGCGAACGAGCUGACGAAGCUCAACGAGGAGUUUUACGCUCGUCUCUGAUCGUAGAUCCCGCCAUUCUUCCGUCUUCUUCUCCCCCGCUUCCACCUCUUUAGGACCGAUUACAGAUGCCGGCAAGGACGUCUCUUCCUUUCCUCCUUUGGCAUAGAAGAAGCAGCUGAUCGUUUCAACGCACACCGCAUUGAAAAUCGGGGCCAGGGAGCCACCGCCGAUCUUCUACGGAAGUGUUGCCCGAGCGGCUAUAACGGUGGAUUUUGGAGCUGUGCUGAGCACAGCAGCUUGUCACGAUGAAAAAGCAUGAAGAAGGAAGAAAAAGGAACAUUUUUAAGGUGUUAUGUCUUUUCUUAAUAUUUUUAUUAAGUGCCUUCAGGACUAGAACAGUGAACGAACAAAUAUGAAAAGUGAACAAGAGUUGAACAACCCAGACUACAGAUCGUGCUGUAGUCUCUUAUUUCAUCCUUUAUUUUUUAAUGAAAGUAUUGUUUUUCUUCUUUUUUUUCUUCUUUUAUAAAUCAUUACCGUUGUGCCAUAUCAAUCGCUAAGGAAAAAUCAUUUUAGUUUUUAUGUAAGUGCCAACGCCGUGUUAUGGGCUUAGUGGAAAAUUAGGGGAAAAUUGAGGGAAUUGCACAAAGCAGUGUUAAUAUUACGUAUACUGCUUUGACAUAAGGGCCUAAAUACAGUAUUCAUUUAUGCCCAGAGAUUCACUUAUAAGAGGAUAUGCUGCAAAAGCAGGCUGCUUCGACGAUCUAAAAAAAUUUUUUUUUUAGCUUGUGUAGCAACUUGACAAACAUUUUAAGCACAGUUCUUGCACAGUGUUUUUGUUUUAUUUUUACCACUUGUAUUUAGCAGUUUUUACAGCUUGAUUGCUUCUUAAGAGAUGUUGAGGAAAGAUCUUACAG